AUGACCGGAUUCGCCAUUCUCUUUCCCAUCGUCGUCACAGGCUUCCUGACGUAUUGGUUUGUGGGUUUCUUCGAUGCGUUCUUCUCGCCGGUGUACAAGAAGCUUUUCGGGUACAAGGUCUUUGGCCUGGGCUUCCUUACGUCCAUGGUGUUCAUCUUCCUCACAGGUCUGUUUUUCUCCUCAUGGGUGGGGAGCUGGUUCCUUGAACUGGGGGAGUGGAUAAUCAAGAAGCUGCCGCUGGUGAAGCACAUCUACUCUGCGUCCAAGCAGGUGAGCACUGCAAUCAACCCUGAUGAUGACAAGGCCAAGGCAUUCAAAGAGUGUGUGAUCAUCAAGCACCCCAGGAGUGGGGAGUUCGCCUUUGGCUUCAUAACAGGAGAGUCCAGGAUAGAGACGCCCCAGGGCGACCUCCAUCUGAACACUGUGUAUGUUCCCACCAACCAUGUGUACGUGGGGGACAUCUUCCUGCUCAGCAGCAAGGACAUCUUGCGGCCAAACCUGACAGUGGCUGAGGGACUUGAAAUCGUCGUCUCCUGCGGGAUGGCCAUCCCAAGAAACCUUGUGGCCACGCUGGAACUGACCUGA
Molecule: messenger RNA, 585 nt
Organism: Ostreobium quekettii
Lineage: Eukaryota; Viridiplantae; Chlorophyta; Ulvophyceae; Bryopsidales; Ostreobiaceae
Source: the annotation of a GenBank genome assembly